Molecule: messenger RNA, 464 nt
Organism: Caenorhabditis sp. 36 PRJEB53466
Lineage: Eukaryota; Metazoa; Nematoda; Chromadorea; Rhabditida; Rhabditidae
Source: the annotation of a GenBank genome assembly
AUGUUCAUCACACUGUCCUACACAACACACACGAUCAUCUCGAUAUCUCUACACGUCCUGGGCGUCGUCAUCGGCCUAUUUGUCUGGUAUCUAUUUCCCAAACAUGUGAGUUAUGGGGUUUUGAAGGAAAACUUGUGAACCUGCUUUGAUUUUAUAAUUUUGAAUGAAGAACAAAGGUAAAAACACCGAAACGCGCACGAAUUUGGCCGGAAUUUGAAUUGCCAAGCUCAAAAACUCUAAAAACUUCAGAUUUUCAGCCGACGCGUUCGAUCGUCCAACUACCGUCCGAACGAGUAGCCGUCUGUAUCGAUCGGUCGCCGAUUUGCACAAAAACCGAGCAGUUGAUGGUUCCGUUCCAUCAAAACGGUCAACAUUUGAUGCAUAAUAACGAAAACGCGGAGAAAUUAAUCGACUUCGACGAUCAUCACCUACCGCACAUCUCGGCGCUUCGCCAAUUUGGAUAG